AUGCCUCAGCGAGAGAAAAAUGAUGAAUGUGAAGCAAAUAAUAAUCAACCCCUGGCAGAGUCACAUUCAACACCAGUCCCCUUAACAGUAAACCCAAUUUUUAAUAAAACAAUAUGUUAUAAGAAUAUCAACCUUGAGAACACUACAGAAAAUCCGAUUAGGAACACUCAACAUCAGGAGAGGACAUGCAAUUCUUCUGCAUUAGAAACGCCUCAGCGAGAGAAAAAUGAUGAAUGUGAAGCAAAUAAUCAACUCCUGACAGAGUCACAGUCAACAUCAGCCCCGUCAACAGUGAACCCAAUCUUAAGUAAAACAAUAUGUUACAGGAAUAGAGUUCUAAUAUUUUCGGACGGACAUACACGUAUAAGAAAUAUGCUACAAAAUCUAAUCGGAACCAACUUCACCGUGACAAUUAAGUAA
This is a messenger RNA of Parnassius apollo (apollo), 420 nucleotides long. NCBI's taxonomy places the organism in Eukaryota, Metazoa, Arthropoda, Insecta, Lepidoptera, Papilionidae. The record is from the annotation of a GenBank genome assembly.